GUCUCAAAGAAACAACCAGUAGUAUGGUAGAAUCAAUAAAACACUGCAUUGUGUUGCUACAGAUUGCUAAAAGUACUAUAAAUCCUGUUGACGCAGUGUAUCAGCCUAGUCCUUUGGAAGCGUCAGUGAUCAGCACAAUGCCUUCCCAGACUGUCAUACCUCCAGAACCUGCUCAGUUGUGCAAAUCAGAGCAGCGACCCUCAUCCUUGCCAGUGGGACCUGUGGUAGCAUCACUUGGAAAUCAGACUCCAACACCAAAUAGUACAGGAAGUGGACAGUCAGCACCUAGCAGCAGCCUAACUUCUCCAAGCCACGUCAAUCUCUCUCCAAAUACAGUCCUGGAUUUUUCCUACUCAAGCAGUGAGGAUGAGUUCUACGAUGCUGAUGAAUUCUACCAGAGCAGUUCCUCACCAAAGCGAUGUAUAGAUUCUUCAGGAUCUGCUGCUGUUCUGACUCGCAGCAGCACAGGAAGUAGUCUGAAACGUCCAGAUACCACAGAGUCCCUCAAUUCUUCCAUGUCUAAUGGGACAAAUGAUGCUGAUCUCUUUGAUCCUCCUGAUGACAGAGACGACGACGGGGAAGGAGAAUCAGUGGAAGAACAUAAGAGUGUUAUCAUGCACCUCUUGUCACAAGUUAGAUUAGGAAUGGAUCUAACCAAGGUGGUUCUUCCAACUUUUAUCCUGGAAAGAAGAUCACUCUUGGAAAUGUAUGCUGACUUCUUUGCACAUCCGGACUUAUUUGUCAGCAUUAGCGACCAGAAGGAUCCAAAGGAACGAAUGGUUCAAGUGGUUAAAUGGUACCUCUCAGCUUUUCAUGCAGGAAGAAAAGGGUCGGUUGCUAAAAAGCCUUACAAUCCCAUUUUGGGCGAGAUCUUCCGAUGUCAUUGGGUAUUACCAGGCACUGAAGGUGAAGACGAUAUGGAACCAGUUUCAGAAGGACCAAUUCCUUGGGUCAGUAAAAGCAGUGUAACAUUUGUGGCAGAGCAGGUCUCUCAUCAUCCUCCAAUUUCAGCAUUUUAUGCAGAGUGUUUUAGCAAGAGGAUACAAUUCAAUGCUCAUAUAUGGACCAAGUCAAAAUUCCUAGGAAUGUCUAUUGGCGUUCAUAAUAUAGGGCAAGGGUGUGUCACAUGCCUAGAUUAUGAUGAACACUAUAUUUUGACCUUCCCUAAUGGUUAUGGAAGAUCUAUUCUCACUGUACCAUGGAUUGAACUUGCUGGAUGA
Molecule: messenger RNA, 1220 nt
Organism: Rhea pennata
Lineage: Eukaryota; Metazoa; Chordata; Aves; Rheiformes; Rheidae
Product: oxysterol-binding protein-related protein 9-like
Exons: 1
Coding region: 24-1220 (398 amino acids)
Cellular component (GO): intracellular membrane-bounded organelle; cytosol; membrane
Molecular function (GO): sterol binding
Source: RefSeq, a predicted model, not a curated record